Sabethes cyaneus is the source of this 3562-nucleotide messenger RNA. RefSeq names its product complexin (gene cpx). Gene Ontology annotation, molecular function: syntaxin binding. Gene Ontology annotation, cellular component: terminal bouton; SNARE complex. The coding region runs from base 569 to 997 and encodes 142 amino acids. The record is from RefSeq and is a predicted model, not a curated record. Gene Ontology annotation, biological process: synaptic vesicle exocytosis; regulation of neurotransmitter secretion; neurotransmitter transport. NCBI's taxonomy places the organism in Eukaryota, Metazoa, Arthropoda, Insecta, Diptera, Culicidae. The transcript has 5 exons.
GGCUCUCCCUCUCUCGCUCGCUCUCGGCACUAUUGUGUGUACUAUCGAUAUGAACAUCUUCGGACCCAAACUAAACCGUAUUUUUCAUGGUGGUGUUGUAAAUGGUGGUGCUGUUAACGCUUGUUCAAAGGGUAUUGGGGAGGAGACAGGGAAACCCCCUGUGAUCCGUCGACACAGUUAACCGAUUGGACAGUUCGGUCUGAGUUUCUGUGCUGUGUGUGUUGAGAGUGUCGAGUGCGUUGCGGUGUUUAUCGUAAUAUAAAAAAAAGAGACGAGGCUCGGAACUAGAUCGGUUUCUCUCUUUCAGUGAGCAAGAAAAACAGAAACUGCUGUGUUCAUAAUUUUUAGGAACGUUUUUUCCCUAGCUUUCUCUGUUCUGUAUAUGAUCUUGACUGUUAUUUGUUGUUGUGUUAACCGGGUUUACGACAUUAGCUGCCCGAAACAGUAGGGAGACCCAAGUGACGACAGUAAUAAAUUCAACCGUGUUGUGAACUGUGAAUCUAGCGAAAAUCUAGGCGAAAAAAGUGCUGAACGGCUGUAAAGCGAAGAAACAAGCGACCGGAACAAAAUGGCGGCUUUCAUCGCAAAGCAAAUGGUCGGCAGCCAGCUGAAUGCUGUUAAAGGCGCUGUAGGCGGAGAUGGUGGUGACGAUGAGAACGACAAAGAGAAGGAGGAGGAAGCCGAGCGCGAACGUCAGGAGGCGAUCCGCGAGGCUGAGGAGCGACGAAAGGAGAAGCACCGCAAGAUGGAAGAGGAGCGGGAAAAGAUGCGACAGGAGAUUCGGGACAAGUAUAACAUAAAGAAAAAGGAGGAAGUGGUCGAGCAGGCACCCCAGGAGGAACCCAAUCCGCUGAUGCGGAAAAAGAAGACACCCGAAGAGCUGGCGGCCGAGGCGGAACAGGAGGAUCUUGACGACUUUACGAAGUUGAAAAACUCCAUAGAAACGCAGGUGAACGAGAUCAAGACGCAGAUCGAGGGAAAAUGCUCCUUGCAGUGAUUAUGCAUCAUCCGUAUUCAGCAGUAUAUUCAAUAAUAUUAAACCUAAUUUAAAGAGAAAAAGGAAUAAAAAAAACCAACAGAAUGCAAAUGUUAUAGAAAACAAAAUAGUAAUUAUUUAAAGCAAAAAGCAUGAAAAAAAACAAAUAAUUAAAACAUAUUUAAAUGUAAAGUUUUAAAUUAAAAUUCAAAGAAAACUGACAAGCAGAGAAAAGCAUAACGUUUAAGCAGCAUUAGUCACCAUCGCCAGUACCACCCAACCACAUCGACAACCGGCUGAGAAUCACUAGAACAUCCCAAUCAGAAAUCCAAUACAUACAUGAGCCAACAGCACCGUUUGAAAGAGCAAUGUAAUACACUCGAACACAAUCACAUGCCCACUACCCCGACAACGAUAGAGAAGGCGAACACGACGUGGCUCAGCAAGAAAAGGAUGGCCAUCGGAUUCAUCGAGAGAUCAUGCAAAUCGCACACACAUACACAUCCAGACACACAUAAACACAUAUGCAUUGAAAUUAGAAAAAUUUAAAAAAAACCAAAAAAAAAACAGACGGUAUAUAAUAAUAAACCAGAAGAAAAAAACCAUUGUUAAAUAGGACACCCAGGUGAAUCAAGUUAUUAAAAAUGUGAUUAUUAUAAAAAAAAUACCCUUUCGAUUUUUCGGCAGUUUUCGUUCAAAACAGUAAUCACAGCGGCAGCGAAUGUACACAUACACACACAAAGUUAUUUCAACCGAGAGAAAGGGAGAGAGCGAACCCCAAAGAAAAAAAAAAGAGAGAGAGGAAAAAGAAAGAGAUGAUGUGCAUUGUGAUAAGCCACCGCCAGCGCAGACGGCCGCUCUUUGUUUUGCAGCCGAAGUUUUCCUCUCCUUUUUCAACUGUUAUUCAACAUUCAUUGUUUGAGAUUGAGAUGAAUUUUUUAACCACUGGACAUUGCUGCGGGUGCCCGAGGGCGGACAAAAAAAAAAUAUUUUAGAACAAAUUACAAUACAAUUAGCGAAAUUAGAAACACAGUUUUAGCUUGAAAUUUGUUGAUUAUUUGAUGAAAAAAAAGAGUGAUUAGUAAAAUUCGUGUCCAAGGUACCCGAACUAUGCACAGGACAACGUUUUUUGGUAUCGUAAAAACAGUGCCGGAGGAACUCGAAGCUAAAUUUUAUGCAAGCACGGAACGAUCCAGGCUAAGCUGUCGUUAUUGCAAACUAAAAACUAUAUUAACCUGUUGUUUGGAGCAAAUGAUUUGAAAAUUAUUACUCGGCUCGCAGAACUUUUUAUUACCAUUUGACGGCAUUCGGCCGGUAAAUAGUGUUAGCGAACAGAUAUAUACAUAUUAUAUACACAAACAAAAGAAGCAAUUGUUCAUCCAAAUUCCUUGAUUCCUGUUAACCGAUGCGCAUUCGGUGUGAAAUUGAUGUUUUUCUACUGUUGUUUUUCUUUGUAAGUGCACUUAGCGCGGACCCGUCUCUUCAAACUCCUUCAAAAACAUGUGCACACUCUCUGUCUGUGUAUUUCCUAACUAUUGAACAACAAAAACACGAUGCAGUCUAUUUAGCUUAUUAUUUCCUCUAGACUUAAUUUAGGCCUAUGCUUAGAAUGCUGUUUCUAUCUGCGGCUGUUUGAAAACAUGUGGAGAUUUUAGUGUACUCUCUGGUCACAAGAAGCAAUGGACCAGGAUCUUCACGUAUUCGAACGGCAGUUCGAAAAACGAUGAUCUGCGAAGUAACGUUCAAACGAAAUUUUCGUUUCAAAUUGCAUGGAAACUGAUUACGCCCAACAUCUGCUAAGUGAUUGUUGAACAACACGACAAGUCGGAUCAAUUCGCAUAUUUUUGAUCCGUUGCCGCUCAUGUUUUGUGUUGAUGUUUAUGUCGCGUUCAUUGAUGUCGUGUCGCUAUAGUAGUGAAUGUAUUGUAAAGUCAAACAAUCUUCUAACAACAGCAAAACAAAUCAUACCAAAACAAAUAGUUUACCUGUUCAUGUGAAAUAUGAUGAAAAACACACAACCACAGCAAAACACAGUACGACUAAGAAAACAUUGAAUCGGAAAAUGAUUAUCUCUCUAUCCUAUUGUUAUGAAUCAUUGAUUAGUGACAAGCGAAUGAAAACAUUGAAUGAAAUUAGCGAAAACUCAUACUCUCUAAGCAUUUCCCCUAAGACACUUAGAUUCUCUUCUAACCUAUCAAACCGACAACAAAACAACGAGCAUUUCAAUUCUGAACAAUCGGCACACAAACAACAAUCUCGAAAACUAUCCAAACAAAGAGUACCAAAAUAGAAAAAAAAUCCAGAUCGCGAAAUUUUACCGUUCCCCACUUCAGAAAUAGUUCUUGAAUGUCAAUCCCCGCUCAAUUUUUGACCUCCUGCGAUUGCGGCUUGCACCGACACGCGGAUGCCACCAAACCACGUAAAGUAAUAAAGGAAAGAAAAAUAAUUGAAUUUACUGUCUACCAUCGGAAUUUCGCGAUCCUCAAAAGCAACCAGAAAUGAAAGCCGACAAAAAAAAAACAUGGAACAAAACAACGUUUGUUUAUAAUUGUUGAAGAGAAUUAAUGAGAAGUUACACAUUAAAAA